AUGGACCAACAAAACGUGCAACCGGAGAAGCUCGCAAAGAACACUUUGCCCGAGGACAUUGCGCGGAUUGCCGCGGAUACUAAGGUGGAAGCAACCCUGAACGCCUAUCUUGCAAGGCGCAUAUGUCAAGAGCUCCAAAGUAACCAGCCACUGACCGAGGCGACCAUGGACUUGAAUUCAUGGGCCGUCAGACGAGACUCAACCAACGAAGCCCGACAAAAGUAUGUCAUCGCAGACGCGGGAUGGCUUCGCCCCAGGUCUAAUACCUCCGCGGGGCGUCACCCCUCAACGCUUCCUGAAGGAUACUCGAAAGGCAGCGGACAAAUCAUUCUGGUGCCGAUCUAUUUUGACGUCUCGAACAACGGUCAUUGGUCGCUUCUGAUCAUUCACGAUGGUUUCACAGGGCACGGAAAGGGACCCUCGAUCAAACACCUCGAUCCUUUUAGAAACAAGGAUACGGGGUUCGUACGCCGCAAUGCAAUCAAACUCGAUGCCUCCCUGGCUGUUGAAAGUCUCUUCGACAUAGAAACGUUUAGAUUCGGCCAGUGGCCCUAA
This is a messenger RNA of Colletotrichum siamense, 555 nucleotides long. RefSeq lists its product as uncharacterized. NCBI's taxonomy places the organism in Eukaryota, Fungi, Ascomycota, Sordariomycetes, Glomerellales, Glomerellaceae. The transcript has 2 exons. The record is from RefSeq and is a predicted model, not a curated record. The coding region runs from base 1 to 555 and encodes 184 amino acids.